This is a messenger RNA of Monascus purpureus, 1541 nucleotides long. The record is from the annotation of a GenBank genome assembly. Lineage: Eukaryota; Fungi; Ascomycota; Eurotiomycetes; Eurotiales; Aspergillaceae.
AUGUCGCCACCAAAGUCAACACGCAUCGCCAUCAUCGGCGCCGGAGUGUUCGGGUUGUCCACCGCACUUCGUCUGGCAGAGGAAGGCUAUACCAAUAUCUCUGUUUUCGAACGGGAUGGCCAAAUCCCGCCGCGAUACUCGGCUGCAUUCGACCUCAACAAGAUCGUGCGAGCGGAAUACGAGGAUCCGUUCUAUACGGAUCUGGCGUUGGAAGCUAUCAACGCCUGGAAAACCCCUCUGUACAGAGCGCACUACCAUCAAACCGGCUACCUGCUCGCAACCUCAGCAGCAGCACCGGCAAAAGCGAAGGAAACGCUCCAACGCUCCGUCAAAACCAUCCUGGACAAACCGGAAUUCAAGGACCAGAUCGUCCCCGUCAAGGGACGAGAUGAUAUCCGUAAAUUGGUCUGGCAAUAUGAUGGGCCCUUGACGGGGUGGACGGGGUACCUCAAUCGACUCGCCGGGUAUGCGCAUUCAUCGAACGCCAUCGAAGCCGUCUACAAGGCCUCUGUGGCCCGGGGCGUGAAAUUCUUCUUAGGAGAGGAACUCGGAGCUGUUCAGCAACUGAUCUACGACAGCAACGACAGCAACGACGACAACGCUCCACGGAAGUGCACUGGAUUACGCACCAAGGACGGCCGUAUGCACGAAGCGGACCUGACCAUCGUAGCCGCAGGUGCAUACGGUGCCAACCUAGUCCCCGAAGCAGGUGCCCAGAUCGUCGCUAGAUCCUGGUCCGUCGCUCACAUCCAAUUGACAGAUGAAGAGGCAUCAGCUCUGCGUGGCAUCCCGGUAACCUACGCCCGUGACUUGGGGUUUUUCUUUGAGCCCGAUCCCAAGACGAAUCUCCUCAAGCUCUGCCCCAUGGGUGCCGGGUACAUCAAUACCAAUCCGAAGGGUAUUUCUGUUCCUCCGUCGUCGUUGGCUGAAAGCGAAUUCAUCCCCGCGGAGGAUGAGAUGAAAUUACGCAAGCUGCUCCGUGAGACGCUACCUGCGCUGGCGGAUAGGCCGUUCAUUGAGAAAAAACUCUGCUGGAUUGCUGAUUGCACUGACUCGGAGUACGUCAUUGACUAUGUGCCGAAUACGGGGUCUUCUGUGGUGUUUUUGUCCGGGGAUUCAGGACAUGGGUUUAAGAUGCUACCUGUUUUUGGGAAAUGGGUGCAGACACUGCUGGAAUCUGGAGGAGACGAACAGCCCAUCGCUCGCUGGCGGUGGAAGGAGAAUGCUAAAUCCGCGGAUUGGGGUGGUGCUGUUAGUUGGCGUGUAGGGGAGACGAGGGAGUUUAAGGAUCUACGGCCGUCGAAACUGUAGCUGUCUCUCAUAGCAUACGGGGAUAGACUAGAUACAUGCUGCCAGCUAUUGAUACCAUCGUAUGGCUGAUAUUUCGAAAUUUGCGCCCAGUUGUACGCAACCAGCGUCAUUAGUUAGGGUUGCUGAAUAGCCGACCCUAAGAGAAUCAAGGCUGCAGUAUGGUCAGCAUCUAUGUCAAUAGACAAUCCAUCUGCUGGGCUGCCUCUGCAGUAGCAAUAAAUUCAUGUUCC